UUGUCAGGUCUCGUGGAGUCCAUAUUGGCGUAGGAAUAUUACACCUUGCGGCGAGCGCUGCGAUCCUUUUCCGUUGCAACAAACGCGAGUGAACAUGUCGUAUGCUUCUGAUCGAAGGCCAGAGGAGUGGUCUGGUGAAAAAAAUGGUCCCGAAAAGGAACCACCAACCUAUGAUGGACCACCAGGAAUGGACCCAGAUGGUGUUAUCGAAUCCAACUGGGAAGAAGUGGUUGAUAAUUUCGAUGACAUGAACUUAAAAGAGGAAUUGUUGCGAGGUAUCUACGCGUACGGUUUCGAAAAGCCCUCAGCAAUUCAACAACGAGCAAUCAUCCCGUGCGUUAAAGCCCACGACGUGAUUGCGCAGGCUCAAUCCGGUACCGGAAAGACGGCGACGUUCUCGAUCGCGAUUCUUCAGCAAAUAGACACUACCCUACGCGAGUGCCAAGCGCUGAUUUUAGCGCCAACGCGCGAACUCGCCCAACAAAUACAGAAGGUGGUGAUCGCGUUGGGAGAUUUUAUGUCCGCCCAGUGCCACGCGUGUAUCGGCGGAACGAACGUACGCGAGGACAUGCGUAAACUGGAGACGGGUAUCCACGUCGUUGUUGGAACGCCCGGACGCGUUUACGAUAUGAUUAAUAGGAGGGCGUUGCGUACCCAGCACAUUAAGAUGUUCGUUUUGGAUGAAGCCGAUGAAAUGUUAUCGAGAGGGUUUAAGGAUCAAAUUCACGACGUGUUUAAAAUGUUGAGCUCAGAUGUUCAGGUCAUCUUGUUAUCUGCUACUAUGCCGCCGGAUGUAUUAGAUGUUACUAAAAGUUUUAUGCGUAGCCCUAUUCGGAUCUUAGUUAAAAAAGAGGAACUUACAUUAGAAGGUAUUAAGCAAUUCUAUGUUUACGUGGAACGGGAAGACUGGAAGUUAGAUACACUGUGUGAUUUGUAUGAUACGUUAUCGAUCACGCAGGCCGUGAUAUUCUGUAAUACCAGGCGCAAGGUCGACUGGCUCACGGAAAACAUGCACAAGAGGGAUUUUACUGUUUCGGCUAUGCACGGUGACAUGGAACAAAGAGAGCGUGAUGUUAUUAUGAGGCAAUUCAGGACUGGGUCGUCUAGGGUACUAAUUACGACUGAUCUAUUGGCCAGAGGUAUUGAUGUACAGCAGGUAUCUUUGGUCAUCAACUAUGAUUUACCUUCCAAUAGAGAAAAUUAUAUUCACAGGAUUGGUCGUGGUGGUAGAUUUGGUCGUAAAGGAGUGGCGAUAAAUUUCGUUACAGAGGACGACAAGCGCAACCUGAAAGAUAUUGAACAGUUUUACAAUACGCAUAUAGACGAGAUGCCGAUGAACGUGGCCGAUCUGAUCUAAUUUGGCGGAUUUGCUGUGACCGACGACGUUGCCUAGAGUUUCCUAUGGUGCGUUGGAGGUCGUCGAUAUUAACUAAUCGGAAAUAAAGAUCGAAAAAUUUCCACAAUACCCAGCUGUGGUUUUGUUCACAAAAAUAAACCCAUCACUAACUUACUUUUUAUUUUUAAUUUUUCAACGUCUUAAACGGAUAUAUUUUGCAUUAAAUAAAUUAUUUUACCGUAAUAUGACACCAGUCA
Onthophagus taurus is the source of this 1593-nucleotide messenger RNA. It is a transcript of the gene eIF4A, whose product is annotated as eukaryotic translation initiation factor 4A. Gene Ontology annotation, molecular function: RNA helicase activity; ATP binding; nucleic acid binding. The record is from RefSeq and is a predicted model, not a curated record. NCBI's taxonomy places the organism in Eukaryota, Metazoa, Arthropoda, Insecta, Coleoptera, Scarabaeidae.